GUUGUAGUAAUAUUGAAAAUAAAAGGAUAGAAAAAGUGCUAUAUCCGAGAGUCAGUGAGUGGGCUUCAUAGGAGCUGCAUCCCUUCUUGCUCCACCGCUGCGCCCAGCAGCAGCAGCACCAUCACUUCGCAGCCCGCAAACAAGCCGCUCCUGCCCGACAUUAUCUACAUCCACUCCGCUGGAAAGCAGCCUCUAAUGACGGAUGCAAUCAUGGACGACGGACCGAGGCGCGGUGCUUUUAAUCCCGAGCAGGCAGUUGAAGUUUAGAGGGAAGGCUCUUCGCGUGUCUCCCUCUUUACUUUCGCCGACCCCCUCCUCCUCCGCUGGCAGAAAUUUAUAAAGAACAAAAAAUCCGACGAGGGAGGGGAGGAGGGGGGCUGAUAUACGCCGAGGCUGAAAUCGAGAGGCGAACCCAGGGAAGAGGAGUCAUUUGUACACGGGACUUUCCCCCUCUGAGUCCCCCAAAAGGAGGGGGAAAAGUCGCAAUAUUGGAAACGAAAAGGAAUGCGCUUCUAAGGGCGUGAAAACGCCUGCAAUUGUGGAUACUUUAUAUAUUUUUAUUUCGAAAAAAUAUGGCCGAGAACGUUCUGGACUCUGGCCCGCCUUCAGCCAAGAGGCCUAAACUCUCUUCUCCGGCACUUUCCGCCUCCGCUAGCGAUGGAAAUGAUUUUGGCUCGUUGUUUGACUUGGAGCACGACCUUCCUGACGAGCUCAUCAGUUCAAAUGAACCGAGCCUGGUCAACGGUGGGGAUGUCAACCAGUUGCACACCACCCUGGGAGGAGGCCCAGCCGGCAUGGGUGGUCCUGGGGCUGGAAUGGGCCUGGGACUGGGCUCCGCAGGGGUCCAGGGCACUGGUCAGGAUGCUGUGGCCAAGCACAAACAACUGUCGGAGCUGUUACGGUCCGGGGGCCCCCCUCCACCCCAACCAGGCCAUCCUAUGAGCACUCCUGGGGGUCCAGCCGCCAUGAGCCAACACCUAGCAAACAUGAAGGCCUCUCCAGGCCCAGGCGCUCCGCAGAUGAUGGGCCAGGGGCAGCAGCACCUGUCUCCUCAGCAGCACCUGUCGCCUCAGCAACAGGCGUCACUGAUGCAGCAGCAGAACGCAGGGAUGAUGGCCGGCAUGAACCGGGGCAUGAUGGGAGCCCAGCAAAAGGCCAACAAUGGACAGCAGCCGGGCAUGAUGGCAAACCAGGUGAAUGGAUCUCCCCGCAUGGGAUUUGUUAACCAGGGGAUGGGCAACAACAGCAACCUGUUAGCAGAGACACUACAGGGACCUGCAGGCCAAGCAGGCAUGAGAGGCCAGCAACCAGGAGCCCUGAACAAGAUGGGGAUGAUGGCCUCCAGUGGGACCUUUGUUGGUUCUUAUCAAGGACAGGGGAACCAAGGCAUGGGAGGUGCAGGGCUGGGCCCUCAGAUACAGAACAAAGGUCCCAUGGCAAACAGUCUGGCCCAGUUUGGUGUGGAUAAGAAGAACUCCCCAAUGCAAGGAAUGGCAGCUAUGGGCUCUCCGCAGACGCAGGCAGGGCUGGGGGGUACCCCUGGUGCACCAGUAGGAGGACCCGCAGGGAUGGUGCCUGGUGCACAGGGUGGUCUGGUGGGUUCUGGGGCCCACGUUUCUGCUGCUUCUACUGCUGCCGUAGCGCCACCCACAGCUGACCCAGAGAAACGCAAACUUAUUCAGCAACAAUUGGUGUUGCUGCUACACGCACACAAGUGCCAGCGCCGAGAACAGGCCAAUGGAGAAGUCCGGCAAUGCAACCUGCCCCACUGUCGCACUAUGAAGAACGUCCUCAAUCACAUGACCCACUGCCAGGCUGGCAAAUCUUGUCAAGUGGCUCACUGUGCAUCCUCGAGGCAGAUCAUCUCCCACUGGAAGAACUGUACCCGACACGACUGUCCUGUGUGUCUGCCACUCAAGAAUGCUGGGGACAAGAGGAACCCGCAGUGUGAGUCUCUCCUGGCAGGGGCUGCUGCAGGUUUGGGUAGCUCUCUUGGUGCAGUUCCCGGUGGCCAGCCCAGUGCGCCCAACCUCAACCCUACGAGCCAAAUUGACCCCAGCUCUAUUGAAAGAGCCUAUCAAGCCCUGGGUUUGCCCUACCAAGGAAACCAGAUCCAGGCUCAAACGUCCCAGACCAACAUGCCCAGUCAAGGUCUGUCAGGCCAGGCUGGCAUGAGGCCACUCAACCCCAUGGGUCCAAAUCCUAUGGGAGUCAAUGGCGGUGUGGGAACUGCUGCUCAGAACCAGCAAGCAAGUUUGCUACAAGACACUAUGAUGCAUCUAAACGUGAACAACCAAGGUCUUCUAAACGAUGCAAGUGGGGUUGGCUCUAUGCCCACAGCAGCUCCUCCCUCUGCCACUGGCAUGAGAAAAAGCUGGCAUGAGGACAUCACACAAGACCUAAGAAACCACUUGGUCCACAAACUUGUGCAAGCAAUCUUCCCAACACCAGAUCCUGCAGCACUGAAGGACCGGCGAAUGGACAACCUUGUGGCUUAUGCUCGGAAAGUAGAGGGAGACAUGUAUGAGUCAGCUAACACAAGAGCUGAGUACUAUCACCUGCUUGCUGAAAAGAUCUACAAGAUCCAGAAGGAGCUAGAGGAGAAGAGGAGGACCCGGCUCCAAAAGCAGGGCUUGGGUCUUGGACCAGGUGGUAUGGGACAGCCCCCCACAGGACUACCUCCAAAUGGUCCUCUUCCUGAUCCAUCUAUGGUGCGAGCAGCCGGACCUAAUCAGUUAAACAGGAUGCAAGGACCAGGUAUGAAUCAGUUCAAUCAAAUGGGCAUGCCAACUAUGGGGCAGAGGUCCACCCCUCCUCUAUCUAUGAGUGCACCAGGAAACCAGUUGGGAAUGGUAGGGCCCAGGAUGGGGCAACCCAAUGUAAACCAACUACAAAACCAAUACAUGUCGCAGGGGCAGUUUCCCAGCUCAGGUGCAGGUGUGGGUGCAGUCCAACCAGGGAUGGCUCAGCCAGGUGCACCGGGAGGCAUGGGACAGACGCAGAUGGGCACUCCUCCUUCUCUUCCAGUAGCCAGUCCUCUCGCACAGCCAGGCUCAGUCGGUGGCCCCAGUGGUGCCUCCACAGUGGGGCCCUUGGGUCCCCAGAGCGUUGGCAGUGGAGGUCCAAACUCAGCUGUUGGACCCCCUGCUUCUUCAAUGACUCCUAAUGCGAACCAGCAACCAAAUGCCAUCUCGCAUUUGGGAGCCAUGCGAGGCAGCUCUCCCUCUCCUGCUCACAGUCGGUCCCCCACACCUCACCAGACGCCUCCCAGAAUACCUGGAUCCCAGACCCCUCAACCCCACACCCCCGGAGCAGCCCAACUGCCUCCCCCAGCUGCGCCCCAGCCAAACCAGCUUGGCCAGGGCCCAGGCUCAAAUAAGCCUCUUCAGCAGCACAUGGGGGCAGCAGGCUCCACCACUCCGUCACAUCCAGGACUAGCCUCCACAGCACAUGCUCAGCUUCCACGCACUCCACUGUCCCAGAAGGGCUCCUUUCCACCAGACAGCCAAGCUCAUACUCCAGCCUCUGUCAGUAGUUUGGAUACUUCUUCGCAGCAGCCACAGUCAGACACCUCCACCACAAACCUGGACUCCAAGAUGGAGAUCAAGCAGCAGGAUGAAGAGGAGGAGAGCGACGCCGGCAGCUGCUCCAAAGGAGGCAAGCUCAGUAACCUUAAGACUGAGGAGAAACCUGUGAAAUGUGAGCUGAAGAAGGAGGACUGCUCUGACGAAGGGGGCAAAGGAGCCCCCAUGGACACAUCCUCUUUGUCCACAACGUCAGGUGUCAAGACAGAGGACAGAAAGCCAGAUAUCAAGAAGGAGGUAAAGGACGAAGAGGGUUCUACAGAAACCACUCCACAGGCACCAGCAAAGAAAAAGAUCUUUAAGCCUGAGGAGCUGCGUCAGGCUCUGAUGCCUACACUGGAGUCACUGUAUCGACAAGACCCAGAGUCUCUGCCCUUUCGGAUGCCUGUCGACCCCCAACUGCUGUGUAUACCUGAUUAUUUUGACAUUGUGAAGAAUCCUAUGGACCUGUCAACAAUAAAAAGGAAACUUGAUACAGGUCAAUACCAGGAUCCAUGGCAGUAUGUGGACGAUGUCUGGCUGAUGUUCAACAAUGCCUGGCUGUACAACCGCAAAACAUCUAGAGUUUACAAGUACUGCUCCAAGCUCGCUGAGGUCUUUGAGCAGGAGAUUGACCCAGUCAUGCAGUCCCUGGGUUACUGCUGUGGGAGGAAGCUGGAGUUCUCUCCUCAGACCUUGUGCUGCUAUGGGAAGCAGCUGUGCACUAUUCCCAGAGAUGCUGCUUACUUUAGCUACCAGAACAGGUACCACUUCUGUGAGAAGUGUUUCAACGAGAUCCAGGGAGAGACGGUUUCCCUGGGAGACGAUCCCACGCAACCUCAGACAUCUAUCAACAAGGAUCAGUUUGAGAAAAAGAAGAAUGACACACUGGAUCCUGAACUGUUUGUUGAAUGUAUGGAUUGUGGAAGGAGGAUGCACCAGAUUUGUGUUUUGCAUAAUGACACAAUAUGGCCAUCUGGUUUUGUAUGUGACGGCUGCUUGAAAAAGACAAAUAAGACAAGGAAAGAAAAUAAAUACUCUGCCAAAAGGUUGCCCCAGACAAAGCUGGGCUGCUACUUGGAGACGCGGGUAAAUGACUAUCUGAAACGACAGAGUCACCCAGAGGCUGGAGAAGUCUUCAUUCGUGUUGUCCAUGUCUCUGAUAAAGUUGUGGAGGUCAAACCAGGAAUGAAGUCAAGAUUUGUGGACAGUGGGGAGAUGUCAGAGUCAUUUCCCUAUAGAACAAAAGCCCUUUUUGCAUUUGAAGAUAUUGAUGGGGCAGAUGUCUGUUUCUUUGGAAUGCAUGUACAAGAAUAUGGAUCAGACUGCCCUCAGCCUAACCAGAGGAGGGUCUAUAUCUCUUACCUGGACAGUGUGCACUUUUUCCGACCUCGAAGCCUACGAACUGCAGUUUACCAUGAAAUUCUCCUUGGAUAUUUGGAAUAUGUGAAACGAUUGGGCUAUACAACUGGCCACAUUUGGGCUUGCCCUCCAAGUGAAGGGGAUGACUAUAUUUUCCACUGUCAUCCUGCUGAUCAAAAGAUUCCCAAACCCAAGCGUCUUCAGGAGUGGUAUAAAAAGAUGCUGGACAAGGCAGUAGCAGAGCGAAUAGUGCAUGACUACAAGGACAUCUUCAAGCAAGCCACUGAGGAUCGUCUGACCAGUGCUAAAGAGUUGCCCUACUUUGAGGGCGACUUUUGGCCUAAUGUGCUUGAAGAGAGCAUUAAAGAGUUGGAGCAAGAGGAAGAGGAACGAAAAAGGGAGGAAAACAGCACUUCAAAUGAAAGCAUUGAUGACACAAAGGGUGACAGUAAAAAUGCAAAGAAGAAGAACAAUAAGAAGACGAGUAAGAACAAGAGCAGCUUGAGCCGAGCCAAUAAGAAGAAACCUGGGAUGCCCAAUGUCUCCAAUGAUCUGUCACAGAAACUCUAUGCCACUAUGGAGAAACACAAAGAGGUGUUUUUUGUGAUCCGGCUCAUUGCCGGCCCAAUGGCAAACGCCUUGCCCCCAAUUUCAGACCCUGAUCCUCUGAUGGCAUGUGACCUGAUGGAUGGCCGUGAUGCUUUUCUCACUUUGGCACGGGACAAACACCUUGAAUUCAGCUCUCUCAGAAGGUCCAAAUGGAGUACUAUGUGUAUGUUGGUGGAGCUGCAUAACCAAAGUCAAGACCGCUUUGUAUACACCUGCAAUGAAUGCAAGCAUCAUGUGGAGACCCGCUUCCACUGCACUGUCUGCGAGGACUACGACCUCUGCAUCACAUGUUACAACGCUAAGGGCCAUGACCACAAGAUGGAGAAGCUAGGCCUUGGCUUGGAUGAUGAAAGCAGUAACCAGGCGGCUGCCACUACCCAGAGCCCUGGGGACUCCCGUCGCCUCAGUAUCCAGCGCUGCAUCCAGUCUCUGGUCCACGCCUGCCAGUGCCGAAACGCCAACUGCUCUCUGCCGUCCUGCCAGAAGAUGAAGCGUGUGGUGCAGCACACAAAAGGCUGCAAAAGAAAAACCAAUGGUGGCUGCCCCAUCUGCAAACAGCUCAUUGCUCUGUGCUGUUAUCACGCCAAGCACUGUCAAGAGAACAAGUGUCCCGUCCCAUUCUGCCUCAACAUCAAGCACAAGCUGCGACAGCAGCAACUGCAGCACCGCUUACAGCAGGCGCAGAUGCUGCGCCGCAGGAUGGCCAGCAUGCAGAGACAGCCUACCCCUGGAAGUGGCCCUGGUGGAAAUGGCCUUCCGUCCCCAGGACCCAACAAUGGUGCGACAGGUCCUGGGACCCCAACAUCAGUGGGGACUCAGCCUUCAACCCCACAGACACCAACACAAGGAAACAUGGUUCUGCCCCAACAGCAGACAGUGGGCCUGGGGCCAAUGGGUGGACAGCCACAACAGGUCCCACAGCCAGGCGGCCCCCACCCUCAGCACCACAUGCACCAGUUUCCCUUGUCAGGGCCUGGAGGCGGGGGCAUGAUGAACGUCCCUCAGCAGAUGGUCCCUUCACUACCGCAGCAGUCCAAUGUCCCACAGCUCCAGCAGCAUCCGGGUGCUCUGCCUCCUUACAACCCCAGACCAUCAGGCGCCUCUCCAAUGCACUCAUUGGGAAAACCUGGACUGGGUCCUGCCACACCACCUCAGCAGCAACCUUCUCAAGGACAGGGUUCCAUGUCUAUCCCAGGCCAACAAGGACCUCCACUGGCAGCUGUAGAGACGGCUCUCAAAAUCCAGCGUCUAGCAGAAUCCCAGAGACAGAUGGCCCAGAUCAGGGCUAUGGGUCCAGGAGGCAUGUUGCCACCCCACACUCACCAUCCGAACCCUCAGGCUCAGAUGGGCAUGUCGCACAUGGGCUCCCAGAGCAUGCCCCCCCAGGGACAGGGGGUGGCCAGGACUAUGAUAGAACAGCAGCCCGGGAUGAUGGGAGGUCCCCAAGGCCAGCUUCCUCCCCAAGUCCAGCAGCAACUUCAACAGGUGCAGCAGGGAGGGGGACAGAUGCCUCCCAACCAGCAGUGGGGCUCUACAGGAGCAUCUAUGAAUGCACAGCAGCGGCCGCAAAUGUUGAGUCACAUGAACCCCCAGCAGCAGCAGGUUCCCCCACAACAGUCGCAGAUAAGCCAGCAGCAGAACCGUGGGAUGAUGCAGGGGGCAGCAGCAGCAGCCCUUGCUGGGGCAGGAGGAAAUCUGCCUCAGGCUGCUCUACAGGAGCUACUUCGGACGCUACGCUCCCCGAGCUCCCCCCUUCAGCAGCAGCAGGUCCUCAACAUCCUGCGCUCCAAUCCCACCCUCAUGGCUGCUUUCAUCAGGCAGAGGGCAGCACGCUAUCAAGGGGGAAACGGGCCAGCACAGGGAGGAGCAGGCAGAUUCCCUGGCCCUGGUGUGGGCGGGCCUGGGGCUAACCAGUUACCCAACAUGGAUGGACAGCAGCAGGUGGGCGCCCAACCCGGGAUGAACAUGGGCCAAGGGGCUCCUGGUGGUAACAUGGCCUCCAUGGCCCAAUUGCAGCAGCUUCAACAGCAGCGACCCAUGAUGCCUCCAAACCUUCAGCAGCAACAGAUGGCUGCCCUGCAGCAGCAGCAGCAACAGCAGGGGACGAUGGUGAGCCAGCAAGGCCAACAGUUUAGAGAACUGCUGCUGCGGAGACAGAUGCAGCAGCAGCAGCAACAGCAGCAGCAGCAGCAGCAACAGCAGCAGAUGAGCCAGGGCCAGUUCCAGCAGCAGGGCCAGCAAGGCUUCAUGCAGAGUCAAGGCCAGCCAGGUAUGCCCCCCUCCUCCCAGCCUCAGCCUGGAGCCCAGCAGCAGCCAGGAGGACCACAGGGUGCAGGUCCUGGGCAGGGAUACCAGGGAGCCUCCUCCCAGGUGGCAGCAGCCCUCCAGCAAAGACUUCAGCAGCAAAUGCACCUCCAGCAACAACAGAACGCAAUGGGUGGGAUGCCCGGGCCAGAUGGAGGGCCAGGUGGAGGACCAGGAGGACCUCAACUUCAACCUGGACCAGGAGGUCCUGGUCAGCCACAGCAGCAGCCUGGUGUGGGAGGGGGUCCACUUGGCCAGAACCAGGGUAUGCUGCACCAGAACAUUCAUCAGAGGCUACUCCAGCAGCAACAUCUGACAGGGGGCUCCCCGGCGCAGCACAGCAGCCCCCUGAGUCCACAGCAGCAGCUGGCCCAAUCGCCCCACCUGCAGGGACAGGCAGGGCUCGGUCCAACGGGCUCUUUAAGCAGCCAGGUCAGAUCCCCCCAGCCGUCCCCGCGCCCACAGUCCCAGCCGCCUCACUCCAGCCCGUCACCGCGCAUGCAGCCCCAGCCCUCGCCUCACCGCAUCUCUCCUCAGACUCAGACUGGCUCCCCGCACCCCUCCCACCUCAGCCAGCACCACUCCAUGGCCCCUCCACAGCCCCCACAGCCCCAGCAGCAGCCGCCCCCAGGAGCCUCUAUAGAUCCUGCCCAGUUUACACCAGACCAGAACUCUAUCAUGUCCCAGCUAAGUGGGAUGAGUGGGUUGCACAGUGGGCAAGGAGGACAGUCGGACAUUUUGGGAGGCAAUAGUAGUGGGACGGGUAACACCAAUCAGGACCUUGGGACAAACCUGAACCAUGGUCUAGAUUUGAUGUAGCCUUGACACCAGACUAUGUCGCCCAAAUCACAAACUGCCAUGGAAUGUGGGGGAGGCUCUAGUUUGGGGUUUUAGAAGUUUUAAUUUUUUAUUUAAAUAUUUUUGUGAUGUACAAAUGAGAACUGAAGCUUCCUUCCUAUGGGAGAUGCAACAUGAAUCUUAGAAGUCAGUAAAUGAAUAAAUUAAAACAAUGGUAAGUUAUUGCUGUUAAUAUAUAUCUAUAUAUUUUUGCCAAUUGUGUACAAAAGGUGGAAGGGCAGUGUUUCAGGUUGAAGAUAUUUCUUCCUUAGUCUAUGACAAUAUUUUUGGGGACUGAGAAUUUUGCCUUUUUAUGAAUAUUUUUAAGAUUUUAAAUGUGGCUAAAAUUAAAGUGAGUUGACACGACGUACCUUUUUAUAUUGUUUUGUUUUCCUCUUUAAAAGCCCACUUAUGAUUGUAUGUUUUUGCAGAGAAUAACUAUUUUAUUUCUGAAUUUAUUUUUGCUUUUGAUCACAAUACAAACAUCAGCAUAUCUUCCGUUUUUGUUUUCCAUCCCAGUGUAUAUUUAACUGUGACAGUUCACAAGUUUCCACUUUUGGGCAGGCUUUACAGGUUUUGACCUAAACCUGAGCAGUGUUUCGGGGUCGGCUUAUAAUGUUAAAAUAGCAACCCGGCCUACAACUACCCUUAAAUCUUUGCUCCUCUACGCACCUUUCCACCCCUCCAUCUUCAGUUCUCCUUUGAAUGUCUGUAGAAAUUAUUUUCCCGGUGUCCCCUGGUCUCCUAAAAGUAAGGGAUGAACUGUUGAUGCCUGGCUCGGUUCUCAAAUGUGGAACUGACCGAAAUCGCGGUUGUACAUAGAAGAUUACCUUGUUUAUAUACUGUGAUUCAAGAAGGGGUCGAGAAUGUUGUGUAUUAUGCUUUUAGAGGCUUAAGAAAUUCCGGCCUGUCCCAGAAUACGGUUUUCCCUUCUCACCCUCACGACUGCCUCUCAAGCCACACUUCAAUGUUAGUACUGUACAAAGUAAGACAAAAUAGUUAAUACGGUUUUGUAAUGAAAGUUUAAGAUGUAAAAAAGAAAAAAAGAACCUGUACAUACUUAUACCUUAUGAGCAGAGAGAGUAUUUUCUGCUGUUUUUUUCCCUCGUUUUGAUUGGAUAUUUGCUGUAUCUGUAAAAAUUAAAGUACUCCGGAGCUACUGUACAGUAUUGAGAUUUUUUCUAAGGUACAGUUUAGGGUGUGGUAGGUCACGAGCACCAAUGCGCCUUUUCAGUGUAUUUUUGACAUGGGUUUUGGGGGGAGGGAUUCUAUACAAGUCGCAUCUGAACUGUGGAAGUAGAAGCAGAGUAGAGAGUGUCGUCGAAGAUGUGGCGAGAACUAUUUAAAAUCUGGUCAUUUAGCUUUUUACGGAGAAGACACAAUAUUCACAUGCUCACUAUUUUUCUCUAAGGUUGCUGGGUUUGGGGUGGGCAUCAGAACCUGGUGGCAAUAUAUCUUGAGACUUAUUUUAUAAGAAAAAAACAAGGAAAACUGUCUUUUAUAUAUAGAUAUAUUAUUUAAUUUUAUUUUUUGGAAAUAAAACUUGAAGCUACAGGAAUUAUUAGAUAAAACAUGUUUUGUUUUGUAUUAAAGAUGUUAUUGUGAUGCAAAAAGACACUGCAGACAGUCAUUCAGUUUGCCCUGGGGAGGCUGUGGUCGGAGUAUAUUCUACCAUUCUUUUUGUGUACAUGAAUAUAGAUGUAAACAUACUGAAUCACUGUACAAAAUGAUGGCAACUGAUGAACAAAUAAUUUUGUUUUUAUCAUUACUUCUCCGAAAAGAGACUGGAAAUAAGACUAUUUAAAUAUUUGUUUAGUAUUCAGAUGGAAUCUUUGACCACUUUUUUGUUCCUCUUGUUAACAAUUUUGGUGCUUGCUGAGAGAAAGCAAAAAUAACUGUUGCUCCAUUUUCAUUAGUUUCUUUUUUAAGUUAUUUUGGUGGUCUGAUUGUUUUUUGCCAAUAAAUUAAUUGUACAAUAAAGUAUGUUUGUACCAUUGGGAAGAAACCAA
This is a messenger RNA of Boleophthalmus pectinirostris (great blue-spotted mudskipper), 10684 nucleotides long. It is a transcript of the gene ep300a, whose product is annotated as E1A binding protein p300 a. NCBI's taxonomy places the organism in Eukaryota, Metazoa, Chordata, Actinopteri, Gobiiformes, Gobiidae. Gene Ontology annotation, cellular component: transcription regulator complex; nucleus; histone acetyltransferase complex. The transcript is spliced from 31 exons. Gene Ontology annotation, molecular function: chromatin DNA binding; zinc ion binding; transcription coactivator activity. Gene Ontology annotation, biological process: positive regulation of transcription by RNA polymerase II. The record is from RefSeq and is a predicted model, not a curated record. Bases 573 to 8657 code for a protein of 2694 amino acids.